GAACGCUGGUUUGAGAUCUAGAAACUCCAAAUUUUAGAUCUAGAAACUAUUGGUUCGUGAUCUAGAAACCCUUGGUUUAAGAUCUAGAGACUCCGAGUUUGAGAUCUAGAAACUUUAAGUUUGAGAUCUAGAUUCUAGACACUCUGAGUUUGAGAUCUGGACACUCUGUGGUUGAGUCUAGGAUAUAUCUAAAUUAGAUAUAUUAAAAGAUGACUACGAAACUGUUGGUUCUGUUCUGUUCAGUUAGCCUUCUUAACACCUGUGCAUCUACAUUCAAUCAUAUACAUCAUCUUCUACAUGGUAAACAUGGAACCCAUGUAACACCACCUAGCUAUGGAUCACAUGCAACUCAUUGGAAUCAGGGAACUCAUGGAACCUGGGGAAACUCAAUCCAUCAAGGGAGUAAAUAUCCUUCUUAUUAUCCAAAGCCUACUGGAGUUCACCAUGGAACGCAAUUCUCUCAUGGAACUUAUCCAUCCCAUGGAACAUAUCCGUCCCAUGGAACGCACCCAUCCCAUGGAACAUACCCAUCUCAUGGAUCAUAUCCUUCCCAUGGCACAUAUCCUUCUCAUGGAACAAAACCUUCCCAUGGAUCAUACCCGUCACAUGGAACAUAUCCAUCACAUUCAGUUUAUCCUCCAACCAAUGGAGUUUUCUAUCCUUCCCACGGUGUAAAACCCUCUCCUGUAUCAACCCCCUACCCAGAGCAAGUAAACCAGGUUUAUCCUCCAAAUCAUGGAUCAGAAUUCUUCAUCCAAACAACACAUCCUGGAUCCUCAACCAGCUUUCAGCAUGUUCAUAUUGAGCACCAGGGAGGUCAUGUACCCACUUUAGUACAUCCAGUACACCCAGUACUUCCUGUACAUCCCGUACAUCCGGUACACCCUGUACAUCCUACACAUCCUGUAGAUCCAGUACUUCCUACUCCUACUCCUGCCCCUUAUCCUACUCCGGCUCCUGUUCCUUAUCCCACUCCUGCUCCUGCUCCUGCCCCUAACCCUACUCCUGAUCCUACUCCUGCUCCGACUCCUGCUUCUACUCCUGUUCCUACCACAACUCUUUCUCCUACCACCACUCCUGAACCUACAACUGAUCCUACUCCUGAUCAAACUCCUGCUCCUACCACUACUCCUGCUCCUACCACUACUCCUGAUCCUGCGCCUACUCCUACUACUACUCCUGACCUAUUGGUUCCUGAUAUUGAUCUGACCGAUAAACCGAUCGAAGACAUUGAUCUUCCUGCUGGUCCCCAGACCAUCCUUCGGCCAGAUCGGUUAGUCAUGUUGACCCCCAGCUACCAGAAAUCCAGAAUCCAGCCUUCAUUUCUUUACAACCAGUUUAAAUAUAUUUAGAAAUGUAAAACCGUCCAAAGCAAUUUAAGCAGCUGCUUUUUUAUGGCGCCUGUCAUACGAUGCUGUUAUAAAAUACGACAUUUAUUUUUAAAUAAUGUAGUGCUGAUUGCAAUUAAAUUGAACCGAACUGUAAACGUAUGUUACCAUUUAUUGUCUUCCAAAAUAAAUUUCAUUGUUUGGAAA
Messenger RNA from Eurytemora carolleeae, 1535 nucleotides. Its product is annotated as mucin-1. The record is from RefSeq and is a predicted model, not a curated record. The transcript is spliced from 2 exons. NCBI's taxonomy places the organism in Eukaryota, Metazoa, Arthropoda, Copepoda, Calanoida, Temoridae. The coding region runs from base 210 to 1352 and encodes 380 amino acids.